Messenger RNA from Alternaria infectoria, 1560 nucleotides. RefSeq lists its product as uncharacterized. The record is from RefSeq and is a predicted model, not a curated record. The coding region runs from base 1 to 1560 and encodes 519 amino acids. The transcript has a single exon. Lineage: Eukaryota; Fungi; Ascomycota; Dothideomycetes; Pleosporales; Pleosporaceae.
AUGAGCGGCAAUAACAAGCGACCAGCUUCAUCAACGGAGCAUCGCCAGGACAGGCUACUCCGGAGCCAGACAAGUGGAAACGCGAACGCAAGACAAGACACCCAACGCCAGCUUGACGAUAGCCCAGCUUCCCUUAUUCAACACCUCAAUGACGCCCUUCAAGAACGCAACGAAGAGCUACAAAAAGAGAAACAUCGAUCCAAUAGUCUGAUCGGAGAAGCACGCAAAGCUCGGAGCGAUGGCAGGGCUUCGAUAGGCGAGAUUGCAAGGCUCAAGACGGCAUACUCCGGACUGGUGAAACGAUACAACGAGGUCCUGCACGAUGUGGUGAUUCCUUACGCCCGCAGAAAAGGUUUUCGCAUGGACGAAGCCUCCGGCGAAGUAACCGAUGACGUUCUGGGACCUUUAUCACGAGACGCUAUGGAAGCGGAAGUCUUGCGUGACGAAGUGAAAAAGUUACAGAAGAGCAACUCCGACGUAGAAGGCCGCAGCCAGACUGCGCAUCAGGAAAUGAACAACCUGCAGGCUGAGUGUGCCGGCCUUCGUAAGCAAGUCACAGAUCUCCAGCAAGACGCUCUAGGUAGAAUCGAGCAGGUACGAGUCGUCUCUGACAGCCAAUUCGAGCGAGAUUUCCAGGUGCUCGCUUCCUCAGUCAAGACUUUCAGUCGUUCGUUUCAGUCUACCGAGAACAUUGAUGUCUCAAAACUUGUAGACUCGGCACUCUUUCUGAAUGAUGUUUCAUUGCAUCACUGGCAGAGCCGAGCUCGGAAGAAGACUUUCCUUGAAGCUUGGACAUGGGCUCUCCUCGUCAAGAGUGUCUUCCGAAACCCUUUCGCGGUCUUCGGAAACAACGUGGAGCGCGUGAACGAAGCCUGGCAUGAGCUGUUCGGGAGCGAUCACAACCAUGACUGGCCCUCGCCGUCAGUCGUGUGCGAGAAUUGGCGUCGCAGCACAGCGGAAUGCCUACGCGAAUCAGCAAACGCAGUCGUCCGCAAUGAUGACACUUUGGAACCAACAUCCAAACGUAUCAAGACAGCACGUAUCGAUGCUAGCAAGGAGUUGGCAAGCGAAUGGGAGAGUUUCCUCAAGCAGAUGUUCCCUGGAAGCAAUAGCUCUCAAGUGCAUAGCAUUGUCGACAAAGCCUUCGCAUUGGCUGUGCAAAUGUCACUCCAACGGUGCCGCCUUCAGAUCACCUACCCUUCCACCGGAUGCAUGUUUGCCGAGGGCGAGAUGACAUCUGUACCUGAUCGCGAAGGCGAUGACUUCAACGAUGGAGUGGUGGCAUUCGUGGUCAAUCCCGGUCUCACCAAGUGGGGUGAUGCCCGUGGAGAGAAGCUUGACGAGCGUUACGACAUUGUACCAUGCUUGGUGCAGCUGGAGCCCAUGCGUAUCAAGCGUGAAGGUGGGGUUGAUCAUCGCAGCGGCGAUGUGGAAUCUGGCAUUGCUGGUCGCUUGGAUGCCAACGGCGUACUUCAUCCUCAAGGUCAAGCCGAUUGGAGCCAGAAAACGAACAUUCCGAUUGUCAAGCAAGAGCCAGAGUGGCAUUUCGGUUUCAACUAA